CCAACACGGACGCAAAACCUGUCGCUCCUUUUCCUUUCUUCCCGAAGUCUCUUCUUCUGGAUCGUCAGCCCACAACCGACACCCAAGGCCAAAACCCGACGAGAUCCUCUUCUCCCUCCACCCCCACUCCAGCCACACAGAGCAAGGCAGGCAAUCGCGUCACCACCGUCGACCCCCCCGUCCGUCGAGGUAUGAGACAGGAGGCCGCCAGCCUGGUGGUCACCCGCGAAGACCACCGGCAGCACCACCACAGCCGCCCGCCGCCUCCCGACGAGGAGGACGGGGAGGAGGAGGAGGAGGACACGGAUGCCGUGGCCCCGUCGUCCUGCGCGACGAUCCUGCUGCGCCGGGUGAGCGGCGAGGCCGAGGCGGUGGAAAGUGAGGAGCCGCUGCAGCUGGUCCCGCCGCUCAACUUCGCCAUGGUGGACCACGGCGUGUACCGCUCCGGGUUCCCGGACGCCUCCAACCUGCCCUUCCUCGAGACCCUCCGCCUCCGCUCCGUCCUGUGCCUCUGCCCGGAGCCGUACCCGGAGGCCAACCAGGAGUUCCUCCGUGCCCACGGGAUCAGGCUGUUCCAACUCGGAAUCGACGGCUCCAAGGAACCCUUUGUGAGCAUUCCCGAAGACAGAAUCCGCGAGGCUCUGAAAGUUGUUCUAGACACAAGAAACCACCCGGUGCUUAUUCACUGCAAGCGUGGAAAGCAUCGAACUGGCUGUGUUGUUGGAUGCUUGAGGAAACUGCAGCGCUGGUGUCUAACAUCAGUAUUCGACGAAUACCAGCGUUUUGCUGCUGCGAAAGCAAGAGUUUCUGAUCUAAGGUUUAUUGAGCUAUUCGACGUCUCAAGCUUAAAGCAUUUACCCGCGUCUUUCUCAUGUUGAGCAAGAAGCAUACAUGGGCGGCCUCUGGGGGCCCAGAUUGGCAUUUCUUUCCCGUAUCUAGUAACAUGGCCGAUAAGAAAUAACUGUUAAUACUACUUUUGAUUCUGUUUUUGGCUCACAAAUCAUGAAGUUGACCCUGACAAGUUAAACAUUGUCAGUCAUUUUUGAAGCUAGGGUAGAUAUUAGAUAGGCUGCAUGAGUUAUAUUCUCACCGUUGCUGCAUUUAUCAUAUGUUUGCUGGCGUUAUGUAAGCAUGUAAUAAUAGUCUGUAAUUAUGUUAUGUUGUAUAUAGUACUAAAUAAAAAUCAGUCUGGCAAGCAAA
Triticum dicoccoides is the source of this 1200-nucleotide messenger RNA. Its product is annotated as tyrosine-protein phosphatase DSP1-like. The record is from RefSeq and is a predicted model, not a curated record. Gene Ontology annotation, cellular component: cytoplasm. The coding region runs from base 192 to 878 and encodes 228 amino acids. Gene Ontology annotation, biological process: protein dephosphorylation. Lineage: Eukaryota; Viridiplantae; Streptophyta; Magnoliopsida; Poales; Poaceae. Gene Ontology annotation, molecular function: phosphatase activity. The transcript has 5 exons.